Messenger RNA from Saccharomyces eubayanus, 972 nucleotides. It is a transcript of the gene RFC4, whose product is annotated as replication factor C subunit 4. Gene Ontology annotation, biological process: DNA repair; DNA-templated DNA replication. Gene Ontology annotation, cellular component: nucleus; Ctf18 RFC-like complex; Rad17 RFC-like complex. The transcript has a single exon. Bases 1 to 972 code for a protein of 323 amino acids. Gene Ontology annotation, molecular function: DNA binding; DNA clamp loader activity; ATP hydrolysis activity. Lineage: Eukaryota; Fungi; Ascomycota; Saccharomycetes; Saccharomycetales; Saccharomycetaceae. The record is from RefSeq and is a predicted model, not a curated record.
AUGUCCAAGAUUUUGUCUUUGCAACUUCCAUGGGUGGAGAAAUAUCGCCCUCAGGUUUUAUCUGAUAUAGUCGGUAAUAAAGAAACCAUUGAUCGACUUCAGCAAAUCGCUAAAGAUGGUAACAUGCCCCAUAUGAUAAUAUCUGGUAUGCCGGGUAUAGGUAAGACCACCUCGGUACAUUGCCUUGCGCAUGAGCUGCUGGGCAGUUCCUACGGCGAUGGUGUUUUGGAAUUGAACGCUUCAGACGAUAGAGGUAUUGAUGUCGUCAGAAACCAGAUAAAACACUUUGCCCAGAAGAAAUUGCAUCUUCCUCAAGGUAAACAUAAGAUCAUCAUCCUCGAUGAAGCGGACUCCAUGACAGCUGGUGCUCAGCAAGCAUUGAGAAGAACCAUGGAAUUAUACUCGAAUUCAACCAGAUUCGCAUUUGCCUGUAAUCAAUCUAAUAAGAUCAUUGAGCCAUUACAAAGUAGAUGCGCAAUUUUAAGGUACUCUAAGCUAUCGGAUGAAGACGUUCUAAAACGUCUCUUGGAGGUCAUAAAACUAGAAGAUGUCAAAUACACGAAUGAUGGGUUAGAAGCAAUAAUUUUUACUGCCGAAGGUGAUAUGAGACAAGCUAUAAACAAUUUACAAAGUACUGUAGCAGGACAUGGCUUAGUCAACGCUGAUAAUGUUUUCAGGAUCGUCGAUUCCCCACAUCCAUUAAUAGUGAAGAAAAUGCUACUAGCCACCAACCUAGACGAUUCCAUCAACAUCUUGAGAACGGAUCUUUGGAAAAAGGGUUAUUCCUCAAUUGAUAUCGUAACAACAUCCUUCCGUGUCACUAAAAACUUGACGCAAGUUAAGGAAUCAGUAAGGUUAGAAAUGAUAAAGGAAAUUGGCCUAACUCAUAUGAGAAUUUUGGAAGGUGUCGGGACUUACUUACAAUUGGCUAGUAUGUUAGCCAAAAUUCGUAAACUAAAUACUAAAGUCUAA